UUGUUUUGCGACCGUGUUUGCCUAUAAAUUUAAAAUCACUUCAGUAAAUGUCCGAUGUACACAAAUAAUUUUUAAAUCUCAUAAAUUUACCAGUACCUAAAGUAUAAAUAAAUUUUUUACAACUUAAAAUGAAAAUCUCACGAUUAAAAUAAUCGUAAAUUAUCAUAAGCGGAAUUCAUUGAAAUUUAAUUAAGCGCUUGCGUUGCGCAGUGGAUAAUAAGUAGACAUGGUUGUGCGCAUCAAGUUAAAGUGAGUUUGGCAUCAUGUUCCGCUAAAAACAACGCUAUUUUCCGCAUGAAAAUUGACAUAUCACGGAAGAUCUAUUAUAUAAUCAUUUUUUGGUCGCCACAAAAUUAUUAUCGCUACCAAAUAAUCAAAUAUUUAUAAUUAGUACAUUAAUUCAUAAUGUCCAGCACUUAUAUUAUAGAACCUCAUGAUAAGGAUACAAAAAAAGACGAUAAUCUUAUUAUUGUGAUCAACGAUGAUGGAACUAUGGCUGUUGAUCAAGAUACUUUACAGAAUUUAUUAAUAAACAAAUCAAAUGCGAAUGUUAGUGUUGUGAGAGUCGGGCAAACAGAGAAUGAUGUGGUCAAUGGUAAUUUAACAUUCACGGUUGAUCCAUCGCAUUUGGAACCUAUUGAUUCUGCAUCUAAUACGGCCGGUACUAUUGAUACUGGUCUAGAUGAUCCUUUUAUGGAAAUGGAUCCUGAACAGUUAGAGAAGCUGGAAACAGCUUUACAAAGUGAGGAAGCUAAACAAAUACUUGGAGAAAAUGUUGCUGCAAUGCUCGAUAUGUUGACAGUAGAGGAGCAUCAAAAUUCUAUUAAAUUCGCUAUAGAAUUAGAUCAUUGUUAUACCAGCCGAUCAUCACCCUUGGAUCCAGAACCGUUAGAUCCUCUCCCAAUAGUGAAUUCGCCUGAAAAUAAUCAGACUGACACAAUAAAUUCGACGAUACAAUUAUCAGCAUCAGCACUAACAGAAGAUGGAACUCAAACCGCAGGAUCUCCAGUAAAAAUAACAAUAAAACCUAAACAACCUGUUGGUCGUCCAAGAAAAAUACCAGUCUCUAGUGUCCAAACAUUAAACAUUACUAAGUCUUCCAGCACAAACAGUUUUCGAAGUUCAAUUCCUCAAUCAGAGACUCGAAAAUCAGUGACGAGAGGAAAUGAAGAAGAGGAAGAUAAAACAGAAGAUUUAUCAUCUUCUACAGAGUCUUCAGACUCUGAAUCAUCAGACAAUGAUUCUGAUUUUGGACCUCGUGGACCCAGAAGGUCGGGUAUUAGAGCUCGGGGAGGCCGUCGCGGACUUACGACUCGUGGUGGCAGUAUGUCAGCAACACGAAGACGCGGUACAAGCAAACGAAUGGACAGUGAUCAAGUACGCAGGCUAGAUAUCGAAAUGGCAGCAGCAGUUGAUGCAAUGAAGAGUCCUGAAAAAUUAGAAAAAGAUGAUAAAUUAUCUUCAAGUCAGUUUAGAAAACAAAUUAAAGCUACUCCUAGUCGAAAAAAAGAUGAAGUACCGUUACUACGUCAGCCUUCCAGUGAAUCGUUAGUUGUUUCUGAAAAAAUAUUACAGACGACGAAUCAAACAAAGGCUAAUCUCAUAAGUGCUAAUAUGAUAAAAGGUGAUAUGAUUUUAACAAAGCCGGGUCAACUUAAAAACCAAAAAGUUUAUUUCAUUCAAAAAAAAGUUAUUGUCAAACCUGAAGAAAUAACAAACCUUGAAAUAAAACAAACUCCAGUAAAUGCAACUAAGGAUCUUAUUAAGCCUACGAAUCAAAUCCAAACGAAGCUCAUAACUUCACAGCAUGGUAAAUUGGUGGCAAUAACACCAAAGCCUACGUCUACAGCACAUACUCAACCACAAAUCACGCAGUUAGAUACUGAUGCAAAUACGAUAGCGCCGCUAAUGACACAAUCUCCAGUACAAACUCAGCUUGUGCAAAAACAAAUACUUAAAAUUUCGCCCGUAACACCGUCGUUUAAAAUAAAACCGAUAACAGAAGUUAAGAAAGAAAAAAAAAAGUCAGAAAGUAGUUGCGAGCCUUGUCCAAAAAUUGAAGAAGCUUUAAAACCAUUGGAUACUAAACCUUCUGAUGGAGUUAAAAAACAUAUUAAAAAAGAACAACGAAAGAGUCCUGGUAAUUUUGCAAACGCAUUAGAGCCGGCGCUAUUUUCUACUCCUGAUAUAAUUAGAAGAGUUGGUUCAAAUGCUGAUCUAAAUCCUAAAGGACCUGAUUCAAAUAUGCCUUUUACCUUACCCUUGUCUGGUUCUAAUACUUCCGAAGCAGCUGCAAUGCCUUCAAAUGUCGUUCCAUCGGAUACUACUCCUAAAUCUGAUGCUCCUAUUAAUACAGAAGUACAACCUGAAACGAAUAGUAUCAUGUCCCAAUCUUUGUCUAGUGCAGACGAUCAAGCUGUGAUGUUUAAUUCUGGGGAACAAGAAGAUAAAAGCGGCCCAAAAUUAUCCGCUGCUGAUGAUCUGUCUUCUUUAGACCCUGCAUCAAAUGCAAUUGUUAACGAAGAAAUUGGAAAAUCUGAUGAUUCUGUUCAAAAUAUUGUUUCUGACCAAAAUGGAAUAGAAGAAACAGAACAUCUUCUUGCAACAUUAGAAAUGGAAGCUACUAAACAUGAAGAAGAAUUACUUGCAGAGGCAUUGCUACUUCAAGAACAGCUUGAUGUGGAUUUAACAGAUACUACAUCAUUAGACGAGUCGACUAAUGCGGUUCCGGAGUCGUUGUUGGCAACGGCGACUUUCAACCCCGAAAUAUUACCAACUAUGAGCACGGAAUCUCCUUUAGUAAAAGCAACAGAGGCACACUCGUCACUAGAUAAUUUAGUCAAUAACGACUCUGAACAGCUGAAGAAGAAAACCAUAAAAGAACAACCAGCACAAAUUAUCCGCGGUGGACGAGUAAUAACUUUACCGCCCAUCGAGGCGCCAGCAACACGCAGCAAAAGGUUACAAGUUAAAUUUGAGCCGCCUAAACUUGAUGAUCCGUCAAAAAAAAGCGAAAAAGUCAAGAAACAAGUUCCACAAGUAAACCAAAUGGAGGACAUGGAAUCUGAAAUAGAUGAUGAUGAUGAAGAAGAAAACUCCGACUCUGAAGAUGAUCCCAACAGACUAUGGUGUAUUUGCAAACGCCCGCACAAUAAUCGGUUUAUGAUCUGUUGUGAUGUUUGUGAAGACUGGUUUCACGGCAAAUGUGUUCACGUGAGUAAAGCUAUGGGCAAACAAAUGGAGGAACAAGGAAUCGAGUGGGUCUGUCCUAACUGUUCAAAAAAAAAAGUUGAACAAGUACAUAAAGUAUCUAAACCAUCAACAAUAAAAUCAAAUAAAACAGAAUCUCCACCGUCUCAAAGUGUUGAAACUUCAUCACCACAAUCUUCCGAAAAAUCAGGAAAACCGAUGCCUAGUGUUAAACAAAAUGUUUCAUCAAGUCUUGCAGUAACUCAGUGCGUCGUGUGUAAAAAAGAGGCAAGAUCAUCCAGCAUUUAUUGUUCAGACGCUUGUAUUCUUACUCAUGCCCAGGAAACAUUAAUUAAAGACAAAGUAGUUCAAUCUCCUCAAUCAAAACCUAAAAGUGAUACUCCCAAAUCUAGUUUAGAUGCAAGAGUGAUUGUUUUUGAGAAGAAAACAGGAAAAGUUUUGACGGGUAGUGAUGCACCUCUAGCAUCUAAUUUAAAAACUUGGUUAAAGGAACAUCCGACAUUCGAAAUCGUUCGCUCGAGUAAUUUAAAUACGUUACAAAUCGGCGGUAAAACUCUUUCAGCAAUUCAAACACAAGGGUCAGGAAAAAUAAUAAAGUCUGAUCAACCGGCAACAGUUCAACCGAAAAUGGUUUUUGCAAAAGUUAUUGGCUCUAAACAAACAGUAUUAGCAUCAAGCAAUAAAAAAGUAACUGUGAUUUCAAACUUACCAAAUUCAAAUAUCUCAAAAAGUGGUCCCGUGAAACAAAUAAUUGUUGGUUCAAAUAAAAGUCCGAUUUUGAAACAAACGACAUUGAAAAAUGUUGUGAAUCAAAAUAAAACUCCGAUAGUAAUUAAGCAAAGUUCUGUUAAGAAACAGGAACAAAAAUCUCCGGCAGCACCAGUGAAGACACCACAGAAAUCUUUGAAUUUAAAAAAAUCCGAACCUGAACCAAUACGAUUAAAUGUUCGUAAAACUUUGGCGGAAUUGUUGACAAGCAGAAUUAAGGAAGCAGAUGACUUGAAGAUAAGUAAUGAAGAAAUCGAAAACCUCGCUUUGAAAAUAGAAUUAGAAAUGUACAAAUAUUUCCGAGACACUGGUUCGAAAUACAAAGCCAAGUAUAGAAGUCUUUUGUUUAAUAUAAAAGAUACUAAAAAUUUGACAUUGUUUAGAAAAAUAGCUGACAAAUCUUUAACGCCUGAUGCUGUUGUUAAAUUAAGCCCUGAAGAAAUGGCGAGUCAGGAAUUAGCUGAGUGGAGAGAGAAAGAAACACAGCAUCAGUUGGAGAUGAUUAAAAAAAAUGAAUUGGAUCUUAUGGCUCAGGCCAAGUCAAUUGUUGUCAAAACUCACAAGGGCGAACAAAUAAUUGAAAACGACGGUAAUAUUGAGGCUGUCGAUCCAAAAACUCCUGUACAAGACAUUGUGACUGUUUUAAAUAACGUAGAUAACACGUGUUCAGAUAUUUUAGAUGAAAAGGAGGACACUUUGUCUUCAUCAGUUGAAGAUUUUAGAAAAGUUAAACGCAGUGAUGAUAAGAAAAUAAAAGAAAAGGAUCGGGAGAGAGAAAAAGAUGGUCAUAGAUCGAGGAAAAAUAAAGAUGCAAGGGAUAAAGAUUCAAAGAAAGAUAGAAGUACUAGUAGAAGUAAGCGGCAUCGUAGCAGAGAUCGGAGUCGGAGUCGGAGGAAAAGUAAAGACGAGAAACGCGAUAAGGAAAAAAGUCGCGAGCGUGAUCGGGAAAAAGAUAAAGAGAAAAGUAAAGAUAAGUCGAAAGAUAAAGAUCGGUCGCGAAGAAGCAGCAAAAGUAGGAGUAGCUCUCACAGCAAAAGUCAUAAGGAAUACAAGGAUAAGGAUAAAAAACGAAGUGAGGAUGAAUUGAAACGAGAUGAUAAAAAAAAAGAGAUAGUUCAAACAGGCAAGUUAAUUGAAGAUCGUUUGUGGAGACACGUUGAGGAAGAAACGACGACCAACACAUUAGAUGGCAAUGAUUCAGACGUGUCUGACAGAGAACCGAGCUCAACGGUAAAUAUUGAAACUCCGGAUAUAAAUGAUGAGGUGGAGAAAGAAAAAGAAGCGGUAGAGAUUAAACCAGUUAUCACUAAAGACCCAAUAAAAAACUCAUCUCUGACAGUUUGGCGAGGGUUCGUUAACAUGGUGGACGUUGCUAAAUUUUUUAUAACAGCUCAAGAAGUAAGCGGGCAAGCGAAAGAACUUAUGGAAGAUUUGCCAGAUACUUUCGACGUCGUUGGAAGAAUCAGUCAUGAAACUGUUUGGGAUUACAUUUCUAAGAUGAAGAAGACUGGGUCUAAAGAAAUAAUAAUUAUAAGAUUUACAGCAGCUAAUGACGAAGAAAAAAUUCCAUACAUAACUCUCUACAGUUACUUAAAUAGUCGAAGUCGUCUAGGAGUCGUUGGAAAUGUCUCGAAAAAUAUUAAAGAUUUUUACAUAAUGCCUUUUUCGAGUCAGAGCCAAAUACCGCCUGUACUGCUGCCUCUCAAUGGCCCAGGUUUUGAGGAACAACGACCUCAUUUACUGCUCGGUAUCAUUGUGCAAAACAAACGGAAACGCGUAUCUCACACCCCACUUCCGGUAGCAAUUUUACCUAAAGUACCGAAGAAAGAUUCUGAUCGCAGUUAUACUCCGCCACCUGUUGCUAAAGAUAAGAUCGUAAAUUCUACUGAUAAAACGCAGCAUUUAGAUACUCUUGAGAAAGCAAUUACCAAUCCGACUUCUUUUAAUAAAACACAAGGAAUGUCGAGAAAAGUAAUGGACAGUGCGAUUAUUUCUAAAAUAGUUCCUGAACUUUCAGCUAAAAUCGAUUUUAAUCCUGAAAAAGCGCUCAUGGAAAAAGAUGACGAUGAUGAACCAUACAGUCCUGGGGAUAUUGAUGACGAAGCUGAUGAUAAAUUAUCAAACUUGACUUCUUCUAGUUUAAAAACAAAUAAAGACUCAAAUGAACUUCAAAGAAAAAUGGAUGAAAUAAAUCGUCAAAUCGAAGAACAGAAACAACAGAUACAAAGUAUCAGUUCUUCUUUUCGUAGUGAGCCAGUUCCUACGUUACCUGGUCUUGGACUCGAUCCUUCCGACACCAAUGACUCAAACGAAGCGUACAGUCCCACGGAUGUACGUUCCUUUACCCCACCUCCUCAAGGUCUCGCUAAAUUCGCCCAGCCGAUUCUUGAUAAGGUCUCAGAUAUCACAAUCCCACCGAAUCUCCAAGAAAUUUUAGCCAACGUCAAGCGCCAAGAGUGUUCGAAAUUCGAUUCUUAUUUACCUUCGAAACCAAGCGCGUCAUUUUUGACUUCAAUUAACUCAUUGAAUUAUCAAAAACUCGAAAAAUACACCCCAACAACUGUCAAAGAAAAUAAAAGCACACUACGGUCGUUGAGUGACUUGGAUCUUAUUAAAAAAGCCGAAGAAGAGCUUGCCGCAGUCGCAGCAGCUUCCGUACCAAAAAUACAGGGCUUCGUUCCUCUAGAAGGCAGCUCUGAAUUUUCCACAUCUAUGGAUUCGGACACAAGUUAUACUAAAGUUGAACCAGUACAAAUGAACCGUAUCUCGGAACAACCGAAACCUCCGGGGCUUGAAGAUGAAGACCUUCCGACAUUCCCUUCUACACCACCUACGUCUGAAGUCUCGCGAUUUAUGCUGGCAUCUCAAAAAGCUCUCCCGCAAACUGCUGCUCUGUCUACAAAACGUAAAGUUGAUGAUGACAGUCCUCUGUCACCUUCCAAGUCUAAAGCAAAGUCGAGAUGGGGUCAGACACCUUCGGACUGAAUAUAAAUAAGUUUCAUUUACUUUUUAAAUUUAUAAAUUAUUUAAGUAACAUUGUUUUUUUAAAUUGGUCGUUUUUCAUAUCAAUCAUUUUUAAAUGAAUCAUUUAUAUAUCAUUGUAAUUAUUUAUACCAGUUUUAUAAAACAUCAUACUGAGAAUACCACGAAACGAAUAAUGGAUCAAGUAUUUUUUUCUGUAAAUAUUUUAAAAAGCAGCGGGAAAAUAUAAGUAUGAUUUACUUAUUACUCUUAACGCUUGCGAUAAGAUUAUUUUUUGUUUGUAAAUAAUCGAAAAAAAGAAUAAAAAAAUAUGAAAAUAUAAAUAUUUUUCAUAUGUUGAAAAUUAAUGAAAAUAAACGCGAAAUUACUGGGAAGAAAAAGUUGUAAAUUAGCGUAGGUAUUCUGAGAAUAAAACGUGGCUGUGUAUAUAUACUGAAUAAUAUUUAUAUAUUUGAAUUUAAAUGAUAUUUGCUUAUUGAUUAUGACAAUAAUUUGUUUAAUCAUCGGUUUUUUAAAUUCAUGCAUCUAGAGAAAUUAAUAAGAAACUUUUAAUUAAUUGAUCAUUUGCGUUACCAUUUAUUUGACGUAAUGAUAUAGCGUAUGAUAUAAUUAAUAUAAUAAAUAUAUUAUAGUGUAUAAACAAUUCCAAUUUAAUAUUGCUGUAGUUUAUGUGUAACAAAUUAAGUGACAAUGUAAACAACUAAGUUUAAUUUACAUACUGUAACUGUAAAUUACUAAAUUUUUUUUAAUUAGUAAAAAAAUGUGAAAUUAUUUCAACUACGUUCGUUAAAUAGUUUAGAAAAUUAUUACAGUGUCAUUCAUUUUAAAAGCAUUUUUAAUUUUAAUCUUUCGUUUUUUAAUAAUCUAUAAACGAAU
Microplitis demolitor is the source of this 7836-nucleotide messenger RNA. RefSeq lists its product as uncharacterized. Gene Ontology annotation, molecular function: protein binding. Gene Ontology annotation, biological process: DNA-templated transcription. The record is from RefSeq and is a predicted model, not a curated record. Bases 406 to 6963 code for a protein of 2185 amino acids. Gene Ontology annotation, cellular component: nucleus. NCBI's taxonomy places the organism in Eukaryota, Metazoa, Arthropoda, Insecta, Hymenoptera, Braconidae. The transcript is spliced from 7 exons.